Molecule: messenger RNA, 3477 nt
Organism: Pelagomonas calceolata
Lineage: Eukaryota; Pelagophyceae; Pelagomonadales; Pelagomonadaceae
Source: the annotation of a GenBank genome assembly
GCUCGAUUUUGAUCCCUGGCGCACACCACAAGCUAAACGAGCAAAGGGUCAAAAGCCGCAGCUAAGCGGCCGUAACACACUAGCACACAGCCCAGCCAAGCAAAAACCCCUGGAUUGUUCACGCUGGUGGCCUAAACCGCUCUCUCUCUGGCUCAUUACGCGACCGUACCUAUUUACGGGAGGUCCCGCAAGACUGACCUCCUCGAAACGACGACUCCAGCGACGGCAGAGACAGCCCCAGCAGAACCCACAGCCGCAGCGAUGGCAGAGGACCAAAGCCAGCCCAUCCCCACGCGCGGCCGCCUCGCGCCGAGCUGGAGCGAAGCCCUCGCGAGAACGGACAAGCCCAAGCUAGGGGGAGAUGCCUGCUGGGGCGGCGCCGCGACCUUAGCGGAGGAGCUCGCUCUACUCGGCGACUUCAUGGCACCCAGGAGAAUCGAGGACGCCGUCGAGCAAGGACUGGUGAACGCCGUCUCGGAAGCCUGCAAAACCGCUUGUAAUGCGGAGGCUUUCCGGAUUGGGCCGCCGACGCAGUGUCGGCUCAGUGGUGAUCCAGCCUUGCUCUGCUGCGUGACGGCCAAGUCCGCGGAUUCAUUGGCCAAAGAGUUGGAGAAGGACCCGGCCAACGUAAAAGUCGACGCCGUCGACGACGCGAACGCGCGCUCGGCCUGCGGUGACGUGCUGUUAUCCGGUGCGCGAGUAGGUUGUGUGUUGGUCGAGCGUGCGAGUGGUGCCCGCGCCCAUAUUGCACUCGUAGAAAACGUGGACUACGCCGAGGCUUUGCGGUUACGCAACGCCGACGCGGCGGCACGGUUCAAUGCGCUAGCGCCUCGGUCUACCAGAGAGUCCGCAGUACCGAGAGUGUUCCGGACGGCGUUGUGUGUACAUGGUCUGGACUCGGCGCGGGGCCUGGGCUGGUCAAAAUUAGCCGAAGCCUUACAUGCACUGAACGAAUUGCGGCGCCAUCCGUCCAAAGCCAGACGCGGCGAUGAGGCUUCCCUAGAACUCUGUGAUAGACCUCUGUACGUCAACGACAAAAACGUACUUCGCGAUAAGGAAGACCACGGCCUCACAGAUGAUCAAGAGUUCCUCAGCUUCUCGACUGAUGCGCCCCUCACCGAGGAACGCACAAGGAAGGUCCUCUCAGACUUACGAAGACGAGUCCUAGCAGCACACCGAGGCGGCGGCCUCACCUGCGAGCAGCUGCGUCGAGACUCGCGGCGGAACACGUACAAGACUGGCAGCUAUUUUACUGAUGACGGCGACCUCGAAGAAUUGGAUCGGGAUUUGGUGGAGCAGGCGAAGCUACGACUGCAGAAUGGCGAGAUGCUGCAGCGGCCCCUGGAUCUCUUCGACAAGGCUCCUGUCCAGAAGAUAACAUACUCGAAGGAGACCGCGUUAGUUGUGGCAGAAGAUGAAGACCAGCGGGCUACCAAAAAAAGAAGAGGUGGCGCUCUGUUGCGGCUCGUGGAGUCGGCGAGACCGCCUCCUCCACUCUUCGGGCCGCCACCGCCGCGGACGGCCGACGAGCAGCGCUGCGCCGCCGCUGUUGAUUGCGCUCGGUUGGAGCCUGCGUGGAAAUCAACCAGUGCGUCGGGUGCACCCGACAAUUCGUCACUAAGUCAUUUCUCGGCGAUGGCGCGGCCGUCCUGGCUCGGUCGAGCGGUGAGGAACGAGCACCACCACGCUAUGGAGCAGGCGUCGCGUCGAUGGCGUGGAGGACGACGCGACGAUUCGAAUGCGCCGUAAAAUUUUGAUUUCCACACAGGUUGGAGCUGGAAGCCGCCGGUACGUCCAAGAACAACUCCGUCUUAGGUGCAGCCUUACCGGGAGGGGCUUUACGCGACAUGCGGGCGAGGCAGCUCCUCGCCAUUUUUGUCAGGUCCUGCGGAAGCGCCAAUAGAGGCUCAGAUGUCCUAUCGGUCCAAAGCGCCUACGCCGCUUGCCUGUUACGUGUCUUGAAGCACGACGCCCCUUAUCCGGAAGCCUGGUCUCCAACAGAACCACUCGGCGCGCAGGGGGCCCUGUGGCGCGCGACACGGCUCGGCGACUCGAACUUGGAGCAUAGGGAGGCGGCUCUGAGACCGGCUCCCUUGCACGGUACUGCGAGAGAUUGUAAAGCUCGAGCGGACGUCGCCGACGACGCCUACGAGGCCAUUGGCCAUUUGACGGCGGCAUUGGGUGCUUCUCCCUCCAAUGCUUCGUUACUGGCUCAAAGAGCGGCAGCUUAUCUAGCUUGCGACCUGACGAACCACGCCCGCUCCGACGCCGCGAGAUGCUUGGCCUUAGCACCGGCCUGGGACGGCGCGUUGAGAUGUGCCGCGCAAGUCGUGCACGGGUCGCAGCCGAUGCUGAGCGCCUUGCAGGACUACGCCGCUUUGGUCCGACGGCAGGCGCCGGCUCCUUCCGAUGUAACGGACGCUCCACCUGUCUCGGGAGAUAUUGCGUCGUUGAAAAGUUACGCGGACGGGGAAUUCCGAGCCAAGCGCCUCCCCGAGGCCGUGACGGCCUAUACCCGAUGCAUCGCAAAAUGUGCGGACGAGGACGACGUCGACCCACAAACGGUGGCGGCUUUGUUCUCGAACCGGGCCGCGGCCUGCAUGGCUCUCAAUUCAUUCGGCGACGCUCUUAGGGAUGGGGUUGCUGCCGCAGCUGUAAAGCCGGACUGGGUCAAGGGACAUGUGAGAGUCGCUUUAGCGCUGCGGGCCCUGAACCUACCUAGGGAAGCCAUCGCGGCCUACCACAGCGCUCUCAGGUGCAAACCGGGCGACGCGGACCUCAACCUAGGCCUCUGCGACGCCGUCCAAGAAGCUAGUUCUAAAUAAAUCUGUUAUUCAUGUAGUCCCGCAGCUUUGCGUUCUCGGUCCGGAGCUUGUCGUUUUCUUCUCUCAAUUUCUCGUUGGCCGACUCCAACACUUGAUUGGCCGCGACGAGCUCCUCGUUUCGUCGCCGGAACACGCGACACGCACUCUCAGGAGAAUGGUCGAAUAAUCUUUGCCGUUCCCGCGCCUCGGGCGCCGAGGCGCGUCGAUGGGGCCGUCGCGGCCCGUAUUUCGACACCCGCCCAUCCAGACCCGGAUCAUAAUCAUCGAGCUUAUCUAAAAUCUGGCCGUGCGUCUUCUCGGCCUUGCGGAUGAGCGACGCGCAGCGCUCGGCGUCCUUCAUGUCGCCCGGUUUGUCCGUGAAACUUCCUUUCCGGAAGGAGAAGGACGCUCUUGACGAGCGGGACGACCGGUCCGAUCUUGCUGAAACGGGCCUGCUUCCUUGGAAGGACGACCGCGCCGACGGGGGGCGGAAGCUCAUGGUUUUUGGCUAGUCCUCUUGGUGGUGCUGCGUGCUGCGGCGCUCGACAGCCCCUUCUUUUGGUGGCAGACGCUGCCUCGGGUGGGGUGAGUCGCCUUUGCGGCGGCCGGCGCGGUCCUACGGCCUUUACCGGAGGCAGACAGGCCAUGCAAUUGCGAGCAGGGCGGGCGCUCC